CUCCUCCCCCCUCUGCCUGGCCACGUGGACAAGCCGGUGGGCCACAACGUGAAGCUGAAGUGUCUGGCCAGCGGCGUCCCCGAACCCACCAUCACCUGGUUCAAGGACGGCGUAGAACUCACAGACGAAGAACUAGGAGGAGAGUCGCGCCUGACGAAGCACUACCUGCACCUCCUGAACCUGAGGCCAAUGGACAGUGCCAUAUACACCUGCGCUGCCGCCAACUCCGUAGGUGCCGUGACUGCCAACUGGACGGUCAGGGUCAUAGGCCAAGCUCGCCCUCGAGAACCGGAAUUCAACCCCCAAGAUCCAGCUAACACCACAGUCGUAGAAGGGUCAGUGGCAACGUUCCAGUGCAGUGGGACGUCGGAGGUCACCCCACAUAUAAAGUGGCUCCGUCGCCUGGAAGAUGGCUCCUCUGAUGGCAACUAUGUCCAUGAGAACCAGACAAUCAACUGGAAGGGUCAUCGGUAUGUUGUUCUCCAGGCUGCCCAAGUCCUCACGCCCGGGGAUGGGUCAUUCUACACGAAGCUUGUGAUACCCAGAGCCUCGAUGCAAGAUGUUGGAUUUUAUGUCUGCACUGUGACAAACAGUUUUGGCUUAGACUACAGACAAGCAUAUCUUUCAGUGAUUACUGAGACUUCUGAAAGCAACAUGUUAAUGCUUGUAGUUGGUCUGGGCUGUGUGGCAGGAUUAAUUGUAGUCAUUGUAAUAGUGAUGACUGUUCGCCGCGUCCAGACCAGCAAACCACCCCCACCCCCAGGCCCAAGUGAAGGGGCUCUGUUGCCACCACCUCCCAUGAACCAAGGAAAGAUGCAGCCCCCGCCAGCACACCACCCCCGCUAUGUGCCCCAGACAGCCAAGCACAACAGUCAACAGGGCACUCCACAUGGACAUGCUGUAGGCCCAGAAGGACCUUUGCUGCAGUAUGCUGGGGGCGUGGUGCACCUUCCUCCUCAGUCUGCCAUGGCAGGAGGUGGCCAAGGGGCACAGCCGAUUAUUGUAUAUCAAGACCCAGCCACUGCUGCUUCUGUCUACAUUGCCCAGCGACCACAGGCACCUGCAGCAUCUGUGGGGAGACCUGAAUAUCAGUACCAACAUCUGGAUGUCAUAUGAUCACGAGACAGACUAGUGUAGUGGGGGCAUGUUGGGCGUAUCUUAUGCUACAGGUUUUUCGUUAAACAUUGCUGGUCACUUUGAAAAUUUACUAAAUGUCAGAGGUCUGGUGACUUUUACUGUAUUUCAUUAAAAAACUGAUACAGUGAUAUAAGCAGACCAUGUACUGUACUUUAGUAUCAUAUUCUGAACAUUUUAACAAGAAUCUGUGAUAAAGAUGAAAGUUACAAUUUGUUCAACUUUUAUCAUGUCCUUGAAAGAUUUCAGAACUUACAAAAGAAAUAGAGCUAACAAGCUAAAAAUAGUUUUUCCUUGUUGGUGUGAGUAGAGAACCAUUAUCUCUAGUCUGUCAUAAACAAUAAGAGUCCCUUGUAAAUAAUAUAUUAUUUUGUCAGAUGAUUGUGUUGUAGACUUACUGUGAAGGUUGGGAUGGAGAGUAACCCUACUUGAAGUCAAUGUUUUACAGCAUGCUACAGUUAGUUCAUUACCAACCAUGUGUUUUAAGCUUCUUAUCAUCCUAAUUUGUAUCCAUAUUUUGCCUCUUCAAUGUUAAUUCCUUGCAAACUUAGGAUGAAAAUGUCCCAAGCUAAUACAAGUUUAUUCACAUCAAGCAAUUCCACCUUAAUUGAAGAAAGUUGGAGUCUAGUCAGGCGCUGUCAUGUUUUCAUUUGUUUAUGUGUUUCCAAUCUGUACAGUACAUUAUAUAGGUAGAUGUUGAUGCAUUGCAGUGAAAUAGUUAAUUCCAGUUUAAAGUUCUUUUCCAUGUUAAUUUUUAAGGCAACUGUAGUUAUUUGAACUAUGGUAUUUUUUAUAUGUGCCAAAGGAGAUGCUAAUUAGGCUAUCACAUAGAGAAACAUGUUAAAAAGGAGGGAUAUCACAACCAUUAUUUUUUUUUUUCAUUUCUCAUUGCUGCUUUUUAUAACUCUUGGAAAGAGGGGAAAAUGUCUUAAUAUAGGUUGGUAUUAGUGCCUCAAAAUUUGUGGGAAUAUGUGAUAAUCUAUUUUAUUUAAGAUUAUAAAGAAUAAUUUCUCUUUGGCAUAAUUUUCCUACAAUGGAAAGGUUUAUGUUGCAUGAAAGGAUUCCUUGUGUUUUCUCCUUUAUAGUGAAAUAUAAAGUGUAAAAAAUAUAUAUAUUUUACUGUGGCCAUUUGGCUUUGUUAUAUGACACAGUUUUCCAAAACAUUUUUUUAAUAGAGUGAAGCUACGAAGGUUUUGUUUAUGUAAGGGUAAUAGUUGCAACAUUGAACCUGUGAUCGGAUGUGCUUCAGUAAUCUCAUUAUGUGAAGGGAGAAUCAGGCUUAGGAAUUUGAUUUUCUCAGCUUAAGACAGAAGGCAUGCGGAGAAGGGCAACUGCCUGAAACAGUAAUGGUGUCUUGUAAAAUGGAAAAAUUGCAAAGGUUAAUUGAGGGAGGUAAGACAGCAUUCUAGUGCAGGCUUGUGCAUCUUGGAAAAAUUAAGAUUGCACUGCUUUGCAUGAUGAUACAAUCUCAGCUUAUUCAAGAAAGCUUUUUAUAUAAACAUUAAAUAUUUAGAGACCAUUGAACUGUGAAUAUAUUUACAGUCUAAUUACACACUACCUAUGUCUUAAGGAAGUGCAGCUAUGCUCCUUGUUUUAGAGAGAGAUAUUGUAAAUAAUUACAGUAUAGCAUGUUGUACCUGAGGAGAUCAAUUUGAAUACUCUACAUAUCUGGUAGUAACAGUGGUAAGCCAUUUGACAAGAGGUUGUAAAGAGAAGGCAAGGUUCAUUGUAAGUGACCUAAUGCAAGUAUUUAGGUCAAUAUUGUCACUAUUAGGAGCUUCCAUUGCUUUGGCAUUGUGUCCAAACAUGCAAGUUUCAAGUUAUAUAGUCAAUAUCAUCAUAAAUAUAAAAUGAUAUUUGUAAUGGCAUUGCUUUGCCUUGUCACUGAAGUUGUUAAAUCAUUAAACUAUGCACUGGUUUCAAUCAGAGGUGAAGACAGUGGCAUGUGUUA
Messenger RNA from Penaeus vannamei (Pacific white shrimp), 3085 nucleotides. The record is from RefSeq and is a predicted model, not a curated record. Lineage: Eukaryota; Metazoa; Arthropoda; Malacostraca; Decapoda; Penaeidae.